CCUCAACUCUUUGCUUCAUUUCUAAGGGGAAACACGAAUAUUUAACAAUAAGUUGAUAUGCAGCAAUGAUUUCCUUUUUCCUGCCAAUUUAUCAAGCAACUCUUCUCUUCAAAUCUCCCCUUCCCGAGGGAUCAACACUUGAGAAUUCUUGGAUUUCAGUUUCAGUAUCUUACAUUGAAUAUAAGCAGGCACACUGUUACAUGAUAUUUUACUCAAUUCAACAACUUCUCAAGUCAUCUGCACCCUGAAAAUCCCUCUCCCUUCACAAGAAACAUGAGAGCUAAACCACAAUACCCCUUCAAUCUCAAGAUCAUUUUGAUUUGUUUUUUCUUUCUAUUCCUUCUCUUCUUGACACUCAGAUCAAGUUUCUCCUACUCCCACCACACUUCUUCUUCAACCUCAGCAAUCCAUCCUGCAAACUCAUCAGAUCUCCCAGAAGAACCAAAGCCAACAGAUUGCCCAACUCUUCCUAAUUUGACACCAACAUGCACCAAAAUCUCACCUUCUUUAGCACAUGCCUUAGUCCACUACGCAACAUUAAACAUCACCCCUCAACAAACCCUGAAAGAAAUCUCCGUAUCCCUUAAAGUGCUCGAAAAUAAGUCCCCGUGCAACUUCUUGGUGUUCGGAUUAGGCCACGACAGCCUUAUGUGGACGGCACUCAACCAUGGCGGCCGAACGGUAUUCCUUGAAGAAGACAAGUCAUGGAUUCAGCAAAUCCAAAGGCAAAUCCCGUCAUUAGAAUCAUACCAUGUUGUGUAUGAUACCAAGGUGACACAAGCAGAUGAACUCCUUGAGAUCAGCACGAAAGAAGAGUGCAAAACUGUUGGUGAUCCAAGAUUUUCAAAAUGCCCACUUGCUCUAAAGGGCUUGCCUAACGAAGUGUAUGAUAUAGAAUGGGAUUUGAUCAUGGUGGAUGCCCCGACAGGGUACUUCGACGGUGCACCAGGACGGAUGAGUGCUAUAUACACCGCCGGAUUGAUGGCAAGAAACAGAGAAAAUGGUGAGACUGAUGUGUUUGUGCAUGAUGUGGAUAGGGUGGUGGAGGACAAAUUCUCAAAGGCAUUGCUGUGUGAAGGUUACUUGAGAGAACAAGAAGGGAGAAUCAGGCAUUUCACAAUCCCAAGUCACAGGACUCGUUCGGGCAGACCUUUCUGUCCAUAGAGAUGCUAUGCUCCGAGCAACUGUAUUGAAUUUCCAAUAAGUUUUUUUUUUUUGGUUAUUUGCUCUGCUGGUAUGGAUGAACUCUGGAGGGGUUCUGGUUUUUGAUUUUAUGCUUAUCAUUUAUGAGUACAAUUAUUAUUUCAUUCUUA
Molecule: messenger RNA, 1313 nt
Organism: Sesamum indicum (sesame)
Lineage: Eukaryota; Viridiplantae; Streptophyta; Magnoliopsida; Lamiales; Pedaliaceae
Product: glucuronoxylan 4-O-methyltransferase 3
Biological process (GO): xylan biosynthetic process
Source: RefSeq, a predicted model, not a curated record